Messenger RNA from Microcebus murinus (gray mouse lemur), 1787 nucleotides. The record is from RefSeq and is a predicted model, not a curated record. NCBI's taxonomy places the organism in Eukaryota, Metazoa, Chordata, Mammalia, Primates, Cheirogaleidae.
GAGGGACAGAGAAGGACUCGGUGCCCGAGCGCUGCGCCGGGCGACUGGGGACGAGGUGUCGGACAGUGGGAAGCAGGGCAGAGAGAGGGUACGAGAGAGGGACAGCGAGCGUGUCACAGUCUGAGCGGUGGACAGAGAGAAACUUGGGAGAGGCAGAGAUGGAGAGGCGAGGGGGAGACGGAGCCACGGAGAGAAUCGGGAUGGAGUUGGAAGAGGGAGAGACACGGAGAGAUGGGGACAGAGACUAACGCGAGCCUGGAGAGAGGACACGAGUGGAGGAACGUUCAGAGAACCCCCAAAGAGGGACACAGCUGGGGGAGACCAAGACAGAGGUGCCCGGAGAGACUGAAAGAGACAGCAGCCAGCGGGGGUGGCGGACAGAAGUCCUGAGGAUUAAGGGACCGAGAGAUUGGGGACAAGGAAAAGACCCAGAGCCAGAGCUGAAGAGACCGGGCAUUAGCUAGUGAGCCCUGGGAGACAGGAAGGAGCUGGCGGGCACCUGCGGGAUGGCAUCCCGGAGGAGAUGCAAAGGCCCUGAGUGACCUCGGCCUGGGGGGGCUGUGUGGAGGUGGACUCGGAAACCGAGGCCGUGUACGGGAUGACCUUCAAAAUUCUGUGCAUCUCCUGCAAGCGCCGCAGCGAGACCACCGCCGAGACCUUCACCGAGUGGACCUUCCGCCAGAAGGGCACCGAGGAGUUUGUCAAGAUCCUGCGCUACGAGAACGAGGUCCUGCAGCUGGAGGAGGAUGAGCGUUUUGAGGGCCGCGUGGUGUGGAAUGGCAGCCGGGGCACCAAGGACCUGCAGGACCUGUCCAUCUUCAUCACCAACGUCACCUACAACCACUCCGGCGACUACGAGUGCCACGUCUACCGGCUGCUCUUCUUCGAGAACUACGAGCACAACACCAGCGUCGUCAAGAAGAUCCACCUGGAGGUGGUGGACAAAGCCAACAGGGACAUGGCGUCCAUCGUGUCCGAGAUCAUGAUGUACGUGCUCAUCGUGGUGUUGACCAUCUGGCUCGUGGCGGAGAUGGUGUACUGCUACAAGAAGAUCUCCGCAGCCACGGAGGCUGCCGCGCAAGAGAACGCCUCGGAAUACUUGGCCAUCACCUCGGAGAGCAAAGAGAACUGCACGGGCGUGCAGGUGGCCGAGUAGCCCGGCCCUGUGGUCGCCUCACGAAAGAGCUAGCCCUCACGGGAACAUCCGGGCGCAGCUCGGCCACCCUGGGCCUCUGCGGGUGGCCUCUGCGUGGCCCCGAGUCCUGCCCAGGGAGCUGCCAGGGUGGGCGGGGCGGGGGGGGGGCUCGGCUCGCACCCCAACCCAGCCUUCCUCCCUGCCCAUCGCUGCGCACCGCCAUGCAUGACCGACAAGCAAUACCGCCGCUGCCCCACCCCCGCUGCUUCUGCUGCCUGUUUGGGGAGGGGGCGGCACGGCGGGGGCAGCGGCCCCGCACCCCUCCUUCUUGCUGAUUUGCACACAUUGGCCGCUUGGGACACGCACUUCUGGGGCCAGCCCCUCCCUGCCUCACCCCUGCAGGGGGGGGUCGUGACGGGCUGGGAGAGUUCAGGGCAGGGGGUCUGGGCCCACUCCGACCCCCAGCCUCGUUCCCCCUCCCGCUUCCUCCGGCUGGACCUGGGGUCCCCCUCCCUGUGAUGCACCCCUGCCCCGGCCCAACCCACCCUCUCUCACCAGCCUGGGACUGGGGCCACUUAGAACGGGGCCCGUUCAGCCUUGUCUCUCUUUACAGAAGUAGUUUUGUUCAUGAAAUAAAGAUUCUUGGACUUGA